CGGUUCCCGGUGCCGGUUCCCCCCGGUUCCCGGUGCCGCUCUGACAUCAGCGCCGGGCGGGGCGGGGCGGGGCGGCCGCAACCGGGGAAGAAAAGCGGCGAAGCGGGGUCGGGCCGUGCCGGUGCCGGUGCCGGUUACCGGGGCGCAGCGGGCGCGGGGCUCGGGGAGCGCGGCCGCCAUGGGCCGGGCCGGGCGCUGAGGCCCCCCCCCCCCCCCCCGGUACCGAGCCCCCUCCCCCGGGGGCAGCGGGGCGGCGAGCGGGCGGUACCGGCGGGCCGGGCGCUGACGGCAGCCGCCGGGAUUCGGGGACCGUCGCACGGGAGGCCCCUUCGGGAAACCGCCGGGACCUACCGGGAGCGCCGCCCCCCGGGCAGAGCUGCCCCCGCCCCGCCGCGCCCCGUCCCCGGAGCCGAGCCGAGCCCCGGGGCCGCCUCGUCCUUUGUGUGCGCCGCGACCGGGCCGGCACCGGGCACCGGGCACCGGCAGCCGCAACCGGCAGCCGAGCCCGGGCGGUGGGAGCGGCUCCGGCAGCGCUACCGGGAGCCGCACCGAGCACCGGGAGCGGCCCCGGGGCCCGGCCCCCCCCCCCGGCGGCCCCAUGAAGGAGCCCGACGCCAUCAAACUCUUCGUGGGGCAGAUCCCGCGGCACCUGGAGGAGAAGGACCUGAAACCGAUCUUCGAGCAGUUCGGGAAGAUCUACGAGCUCACCGUCAUCAAGGACAAGUACACCGGCAUGCACAAAGGAUGCGCCUUCCUGACCUACUGCGCCCGCGAGUCGGCCCUGAAGGCGCAGAGCGCCCUGCACGAGCAGAAAACCCUCCCGGGGAUGAACCGGCCCAUCCAGGUGAAGCCGGCGGACAGUGAGAGCCGAGGAGAGGACCGCAAGCUCUUCGUGGGGAUGCUGAGCAAGCAGCAGGCGGACGAGGACGUGCGCAAGAUGUUCGAGCCCUUCGGCACCAUCGACGAGUGCACGGUGCUGCGCGGCCCCGAUGGCACCAGCAAAGGCUGCGCCUUCGUCAAGUUCCAGAGCCACGCGGAGGCCCAGGCCGCCAUCGCCGCCCUCCACGGGAGCCGCACCUUGCCGGGUGCCUCCUCCAGCCUGGUGGUGAAGUUCGCGGACACGGAGAAGGAGCGGGGCCUGCGGCGGAUGCAGCAGGUCGCCAGCCAGCUGGGCAUGUUCAGCCCCAUCGCCCUCCAGUUCGGGGCCUACAGCGCCUACACGCAGGCGCUGAUGCAGCAGCAGGCGGCCCUGGUGGCCGCCCACUCGGCCUACCUCAGCCCCAUGGCCACCAUGGCCGUCCAGAUGCAGCACAUGGGCACGGUCAACCCCAACGGGCUCAUCGCCACCCCCCUGCCCCCCUCCUCAGGAACCAGCACGCCGCCGGCCAUGGCCGCCACGCCGGUGCCCGCCAUCGCGGCCCCGCUCAGCGUCAACGGCUACAGCCCGGUGCCGGCGCAGCCCGCGGGACCCCCCGCCCCCGAGGCCGUCUACGCUGGCGGGGUCCCCCCCUUCCCAGCCCAGAGCCCCGCCGCCCCCGGGGACCCCCUGCAGCAAGCCUACGCCGGCAUGCAGCACUACACAGCCGCCUACCCGGCAGCCUACGGGCUGGUGAGCCCGGCCUUCGCCCCCCCGGGGCCCCUGCUCGCCCCCCCGCCCCCCCCGCAGCAGCAGCAGCGCGAAGGCCCCGAGGGCUGUAACAUCUUCAUCUACCACCUGCCCCAGGAGUUCGCCGACACCGAGAUCCUCCAGAUGUUCCUGCCCUUCGGCAACGUCAUCUCCGCCAAGGUCUUCGUGGACCGCGCCACCAACCAGAGCAAGUGCUUCGGCUUCGUGAGCUUUGACAACCCGGCCAGCGCGCAGGCGGCCAUCCAGGCCAUGAACGGCUUCCAGAUCGGGAUGAAGCGCCUCAAGGUGCAGCUCAAGAGGCCCAAAGACGCCAACCGGCCGUACUGAGCCCG
This is a messenger RNA of Tyto alba (common barn owl), 1959 nucleotides long. RefSeq names its product CUGBP Elav-like family member 3 (gene CELF3). The record is from RefSeq and is a predicted model, not a curated record. Gene Ontology annotation, cellular component: cytoplasm; nucleus; ribonucleoprotein complex. NCBI's taxonomy places the organism in Eukaryota, Metazoa, Chordata, Aves, Strigiformes, Tytonidae. Gene Ontology annotation, biological process: mRNA splice site recognition; regulation of alternative mRNA splicing, via spliceosome. Gene Ontology annotation, molecular function: mRNA binding. The transcript has 12 exons. Bases 599 to 1954 code for a protein of 451 amino acids.